AUGGAAAAGGCCAUGUCUUCAAGGCGUCCAAUUUAUUUGAACCCCGCCACCGCCACCGAGCGAUGCGACUGUUCGUCGUCUUCUAGCGUCACUGAAUUCCACAAAUCACUCCCCAACUAUGCACCAACUCCACUGGUAUUUCUACCAGAACUUGCAACUGAGCUGGGUGUCAAAGCUGUUCUUGUGAAAGACGAAAGCAACCGAUUUGGUCUACCCUCGUUCAAGGUUCUGGGUGCAUCAUGGGGAUGCUUCCGAGCCAUCGCGCAGACUCUUGGAUUCGAAUCGGACAAGAUCGCUUUGGAAGAGCUUUCUUCCAAGGCCCAAGCAAGCUCGAUAUCCCUCGUUACCGCGUCUGAGGGUAAUCAUGGACGAGCAGUGGCGUAUAUGGCAAGACUGCUCGGUAUCCAGGCUGAAAUAUUUGUGCCCCGGUCCAUGAAUCAGGACACACGCGAUCGAAUUGCGUCGGAGGGAGCUCAGGUGUCUGUUGUUCAAGGAACAUACGAUCAAGCAGUUAAGCAUGCGUCGGACAAAGCGUGUGAUGGGCGUGUGCUAUUGAUCCAGGAUACUGCGUUUGAAGGAUACGAAGAGAUCCCCGCUUGGAUUGUGGAAGGGUAUUCCACUAUGCUGAGCGAGGUCGAAGAACAGCUGGUUCAGCUCGGUCUGUCCGCCGAUAUGAUAGUCUCGCCUGUUGGUGUUGGCAGUCUUGCCCAUGCUGUAGCUAGACAUUGCAAAUCAAAGCAUAUGGCUAUGGUUGCUGUUGAGCCUGACUCGGCUCCCUGUUUGUCUUCCAGCCUCCGUGCUGGGAAGUUAGUUUCCGUCGAAACAUCUGCUACCAUUAUGGAUGGUAUGAAUUGCGGUACUGUGUCGAGCACCGCUUGGGCAGACUUGCAGCGUUUUGUUGAUGCCUGUGUGACUGUUUCGUCAUAUGAGAGCCACAACGCGGUUCAGUAUCUGACUUCGAGAUCGGUGCCCGCGGGUCCAUGUGGCGGAGCACCCUUGGCUGCACUGCGGCGCCUUACUCAAGAAGGUUCCUCGUUAUUGAAGAAUGAUUCUGUGGUGGUUCUCCUCAGCACGGAAGGUGCACGCCCCUAUCCGAUUCCCAAGGACGUGUCUGUAGAAGAUGCCGUGAGCCUGACCCAAGUACUCACUCAAAUCGACUCUUCCAAUCCUACCUUAUCUGUGAGCGGUGGGGCGGGUGAAAGUGAGAUCGUCGACUACUUAUCAGCAUGGUUUGCUCACCGCGAUAUUGAGUUCCAUCGCAUUGAGCCUGUUUCAGGCCGACCCUCUGUCGUGGGUAUACUUCGUGGGAGCGGAGGAGGAAAGUCGCUCAUGUUCAAUGGACACGUUGACACCGUUAGUAACUCAAGCUAUGAGCAAGGCGUGGAUCCCCUAUCUGGCGCCCUGGGAACUAAAAAUGGGAAGGAUGUCAUUUUUGGUCGAGGAUGCCUGGACAUGAAAGGUGGCUUGGCAGCCUCACUAGCAGCACUAGCAACGAUCAAGGCUGGAGGUCAUGAUCAGCUACCCCGCGGAGACAUCAUUGUGGCUGCUGUAUCGGAUGAGGAGGAUGCAUCGCAAGGAACGCAGCACCUGAUAGCGGCUGGAUGGCGAGCUGAUGCUGCGGUCAUCCCCGAGCCUACUAUGGAGGUCAUUGCAACUGCGCACAAGGGAUUCGUAUGGGUGGAAGUUGAUAUCCUGGGUGUUGCUGCACAUGGGUCCAACCCUGCCGCUGGACAAGACGCCAUCAUCCACGCUGGAUGGUUCCUUCAGGCUCUUGAGGAGCACCAGUCGCAACUACCAAAGGAUGAUCUCCUAGGCCAGGCGUCAAUGCAUUGCAGUUUGAUUCGAGGAGGUGAAGAGCCAUCUUCUUAUCCCGGCAAAUGCACCAUUACUGUUGAAUUCCGCACGAUUCCUGCCCAAUCUGAUGCAUCUAUCCUGGAGGAUGUGCGUAUACUUCUCCGCAAGGUUUCGGAGGUAAAACCCCGGUUCCAAUAUAAUGAGCCUCACAUCACAAUGUCACGUCCAACAACAAAACUUUCACGCGAUCAUCCCUUGGUGCUGAAGGCCAUCACCUGUGCCACUCCGAUUUUUGGAAAACCUCCUUCGAUUGGAGUUAUCCCAUUCUGGUGCGAUGCAGCUUUGUUAGCGGAGGUUGGUGUUCCGUCGAUUGUAUUUGGACCUGCUGGCGAAGGCCUCCAUAGCAAAGAGGAAUGGGUUAAAGUGAAAAGUCUAGAGCAGAUGGAGAAGAUAUUCAUCAAAUUGGCUCAGGACUUUUGCUCCUAG
Messenger RNA from Penicillium odoratum, 2280 nucleotides. RefSeq lists its product as uncharacterized. NCBI's taxonomy places the organism in Eukaryota, Fungi, Ascomycota, Eurotiomycetes, Eurotiales, Aspergillaceae. The transcript has a single exon. The coding region runs from base 1 to 2280 and encodes 759 amino acids. Gene Ontology annotation, molecular function: hydrolase activity. The record is from RefSeq and is a predicted model, not a curated record.